Messenger RNA from Penaeus monodon (black tiger shrimp), 528 nucleotides. Its product is annotated as neuronal growth regulator 1-like. Gene Ontology annotation, cellular component: neuron projection. The record is from RefSeq and is a predicted model, not a curated record. NCBI's taxonomy places the organism in Eukaryota, Metazoa, Arthropoda, Malacostraca, Decapoda, Penaeidae. The coding region runs from base 1 to 528 and encodes 175 amino acids. The transcript has 4 exons.
AUGGGGUAUUACUUCCUGUCUGCCAACACGACACUCAUGAGACACUACCACUUAUUCUACCACAUAUCCACACCAUCAUUCUACCACACUAUCACCCUGCCAUACUCUGCCACUCCCUCAUUCUGCCACACUCUGCCACACUCUGCCACUCUAACACACUACCACUCACCUUACCACGCAACCGAACAACAACCAUUCGACAUCCCCCCAAACAUCGUCGACAGCCAGAGCUCCGGAGACAUGAUGGUGCAAGAGGGUGCCAACAUCAACCUCACCUGCAGUGCCACGGGGACUCCGAUGCCCUCCAUUACCUGGCGGAGAGAAGACCAUGAGCCAAUCACCAUUAACAAGACGUUGCGAGUGACGGAAUAUAACGGAGCCAAUCUCCCACUGACGAAAAUCAGCAGAGUGGACAUGGCUGCUUACCUCUGCAUAGCCCGCAACGGCGUCCCUCCCAUUGUCAGCAAGAGAAUCCAAGUCAGCGUAGAUUGUGAGUAUCAGCCUCGCUGUCAAGAGUUUUGCUAUUGA